GUUUCAGUGAGGGGAAAGCAGAUCUUCAUUUGCGCUUUGUCUUUAUCAACAUCCCUAUAAGUAGGCUAUAUGUCGUUAAUUAAGACGUUAGGCGGUUAAAUUAAUAACCUUAGUGUAUCAUUAUACAAACGUAGCUUAACACCUUUUGAAAAAUGCUUCAGUCUUUAGCCAGCAAUUCUUGUGUGCGUUUGAUACAGAGUCACAAAUCGACGUGGUAUUUUGUAUCUCUAGUGGUAGGCUAUCUCCUCUACCUCAUAUUCGGCGCGGUUGUUUUCUCUUCGGUCGAGCUGCCAUACGAAGACCUCCUGCGCCAGGAGCUAAGGGCCAUUAAAAAGCAGUUCCUCCAAGAAAAUGAAUGCCUCUCCGAGCGCUUGGAGCAGUUUCUUAAGAAAGCACUGGAGGCCAAUUACGGGGUUUCCAUUCUCAAUAACGCCUCGGCUAACUGGAACUGGGACUUCACCUCAGCGCUGUUUUUCGCGAGCACUGUGCUGUCCACCACAGGAUAUGGGCACACAGCCCCACUCUCAGAUGGUGGGAAGGCCUUCUGCAUAAUUUACUCAGUGAUUGGCAUUCCCUUCACCCUUCUCUUCCUCACUGCUGUGGUGCAAAGGAUCAUGGUAUUUAGCACACGGAGACCGAUUGUGUACAUCCACACACGCUGGGGCCUGUCCAAGCCACUGGUGGCCAUCGUUCAUGCCACUGUGCUCGCCACGUUGGCCGUCUCUUGCUUCUUCCUCAUCCCUGCCGCCAUCUUCUCGGCCCUGGAAGAAAACUGGAACUUCCUUGAGUCCUUCUACUUCUGCUUCAUUUCGCUCAGCACCAUCGGCCUUGGAGACUACGUGCCUGGAGAGGCUGUGAAUCAGAAGUUCAGGGAGCUCUACAAAGUGGGAAUCACUGUCUACCUGAUCUUGGGUCUCAUAGUCAUGCUAGUGGUGCUGGAGACCUUCUGUGAGCUGCAGCAACUGAAACAGCUCAGGAAAAUGUUCUACCUGAAGAAGGAGAAGCCACAGGACCGCCUCGCCAUUUUGGAACACGAUCACCUCUCCUUCACUACGGUGUCCAACAGUGGCACAGCCCAGAGUGAGGACAAAACCCAGACGUUUGUUAGUGUCCCGACUCUGGCCUCUCCCAAUGAUGAUCCUAUGAUUCAGUAAAGAUCAGUGGUGUAAACACUUAGUAAGGGAUGCAAAUGUAGAAGUGGGGUGGUAAUGCACCCAAGACUACUGGCAGAGAGAAGGAGUAGAUCUUAGCUGCAGGCAUUCUUUAACACUCAACCCUGCAAAUUAUAGUAGUAAAAAAUACGAGACUUCUCAGAUCAAACAAACGUUUUCCUUUAGUGAACCACAAUACUGACAAUAGUGUUACGCAGCAGAGAUUAAAUUUAUGUAUAUUAAUAAGGGAGAAAAUGAAUAUUGUAACAGUGACUAUAAAUACAAAGACAGCGAUAAAAGAAAAACAUUCUGCUGUAUUACCAUCUUGCAGAUGUUAAACACCAUUGGGAGCUGCAUUAUUUAUUGCAUAUUUAGGAAUAUUUCAAAAUUAGGGGCUCUUGAAUCUAGCUAAAUGCAGGACAAAUCUCUGUUGUCUGUCUCAAAAUAGUACAUAAACAUGUAUGCGUCUUGUAAAUAGAGAUGCUUGACAGGUAUGUGGAAUGUACAUAAUCAGUCAUUGUUUAAAAUGUACAUUACAGUGGCGCCUCCAGUUAUUCCACGUCAUGAAGAUGAUUCAACGUGAUGUUAAAACAUCUAAAAGCAACUAAUCGUUUUAGCUAUUUUAAGUUAUUUUGUUUACUUGAAAUGUGUCGUCACAUCUUUAUGUAAAAGUUGUUUUUUUUUAGGUCUGCUUGGUGCAGACUAAUGAGAUUGUUGCUGGGUAAUCUCUGCAGCACUUUAUUGCUCUCUUUGCUGUUGAAUUAGCUUCUGCUGAGUUUCAGGUUCCUGUUGUUUUUUUUUGUUUGUUUGUUUGUUUUUUAACAUAUGGGUUUCACAAUUGAUUGAUAUGCUGAAAACAUGAUUUUUGUGAGCAAGUUAAACAGGCUUUUUGCUAAGUAGAAACACUUUGCAAACAUGCGGUUUUUAGUCUGCUUGGUUCAUCUUCAUAGAGGUGUUCAAUAUUUCGGUUGCCCCUCCUCGCUGUGACUUUUCAUCACGAGGGGAAAAUAUUGGUGUAAUUUCUCAUGUAGCAGCUCUGUUUCAGAAUUAUUAUUGUGCCAAGCACUAUAAUUUAUUGAUUCAUCUGAAUGGCUUAAUGUGUGCUGAAGCGUCUGAAAAUGUUAGCCCAGCUCAAACAGGGAACUACAGAGAGCUGGCCCGUGGCAUUUUACCUUCAACAAAGAGAGCUCAGUUUGCACGUGGACCAGAGUCGGGCAGCGAUACAAGAACUCCUAAAGAAAACAUUAGGUAUUUUUAAUGGAAGGAACUUUUUUUUUCAUGGAUAGUCUUUAAAACCUGAGAAUUGCUCUAAGUUAAAUUAAUCGUGUUGAGCAGAAACUAUUUUAUUGUAGGUGCAAAAUUUGAAUGUGGCAGUGCUUAUUUUUGAAUAUUACAUUGGAAAGGUUUACAACAUUUUGCUGUUAAUUAAAGCAAUUCUGUUCUAUAAAUGGUGGAAUAGGAAAUUAGGAAAUUCUGAACUCCACAGUAGGAGUGCAGCUAAAUCCCAGCUCUUAUCCACCACCUCAGUUGGACAAGAGGAUGUCAGAUGUACUAAUUUCAUGUCAUUAUCCGUCCUUUUAUCUGUUUGGUGCAAACAGGCGACCACUCAAACAGCGAUGCAUACUGCUGUAAUGAAAACUUCUCAUCAUGUAAACCUUUAAUAGAAGCGUCUGCAGUUUCUCUGAACUGUAACAAUUGCAGUCUGUUUAAGGGAGCGGAAGUUCUGACCUCAUCUUUCUCAUUGGGUUUUGAAUGUAACUUUUUUUUAAUGCUUUUUGCUACGUGACAUUUAAGGUCUGUUGAGAGUGCAGAGACACUGGCUGCUCUGCUGGCUCUAAUUUCAGUUUCAUUUGUUUGGAACAGUGCAUACAGGUGUCAUGACUUGAAAGAUUACCACUUGAGUUGGGCACUGAUCUGUAAUAUUGUGUUCUAUAGUUCAGUGGUUCUCUCGCUUUCUAUUUUUUUUUUUUACCAGUCCGGUCCUUCGCGAAACUGUGAAACACUGAUACUGUUCAGAUUGUCUCUCAAGAAGAAGAACUUAAACUUGGGAGUUUCUCUUUUACUGUCAGAUGUUUAAUUGCAGGCAGAUUAUGCAGAUUGAUGUCAAGGCUUUGAUACUACAUGUAUGUGCAUGCAGUCUGUCAACAUGCACACACAGUUUGUCUUAAAGGCAGAAGCUGUCAGGUGAGGUAGUUCUAGCUUUGAUCAGGGAAUAAACAUUGUGUGAAGGAUUAAAAAUGGAAGCACACUGACAUUAUUUAUUCAUGCUCAGAAAUGGCAUGUUUGGAGUAUUUGGAUUCAUGAGUUUUUGUACAUAUCUCUUCUGCAGUGGAUACUAUAUAUUCACAUUUGUUGUUAAGUAUUUUAGUGUUGCAGUACUAUGGUUGUACAUGAUUGCCGCUGAGUACAUGAAGUUUUACAUGAAGUUUAUUUCAGCAUAAGAAACAGAUAAACUGUAAAGUGUCAGCAUGUCUUAAAUAAAGUGUUUGUUUGUUAUUAA
Messenger RNA from Archocentrus centrarchus (flier cichlid), 3651 nucleotides. It is a transcript of the gene kcnk1b, whose product is annotated as potassium channel, subfamily K, member 1b. Gene Ontology annotation, cellular component: plasma membrane. Gene Ontology annotation, biological process: potassium ion transmembrane transport; stabilization of membrane potential. Gene Ontology annotation, molecular function: potassium ion leak channel activity; outward rectifier potassium channel activity. Lineage: Eukaryota; Metazoa; Chordata; Actinopteri; Cichliformes; Cichlidae. The record is from RefSeq and is a predicted model, not a curated record.